Messenger RNA from Cladocopium goreaui, 981 nucleotides. Lineage: Eukaryota; Dinophyceae; Suessiales; Symbiodiniaceae. The record is from the annotation of a GenBank genome assembly.
AUGGAGAUCGGAUAUGACACCAGCCUCAUCUCUCCCAUCCUGGAUGCUGAAUUGGUGUUCGCAGAGUUCUGCAGUGCCUUGAAGAAGCAGUUCUACAGUGAGGGAGAGUCGGUAUUCUCCAAUGGCUCCAUUGCAGAGAUGAUGUACGUCACGAGCCAUGGAGACUUUUGCCUAGGCGAAGAUGAGGGCCAAAGGGAGCGGUCCUUCAGUGGAGAGCACAACUACUUCGCCGAGGUCGCACUAUACGUGGAAGCUGUAACGCACCAAUGCACUCUGGCAGCCGAGUCCUUUGCAGAGGUCUUCGUUCUGACCGCUGCCAGUUUAGCUGCAGUCUUGUGGCUUGGCCCAGGAUGGCCAGGAUGGCCCAGUGCCAGGGCAAAUUCGCCGAUGUGCACGACGAUGUUCGUUGAGUAUGCCAAUGAGUACAUCCGGAUCUAUUCAGACAGCAUUGCUCGUCACGACAUGGGAGAUGCCCUGGACAUACAACAACGCUGUAAUCAGAAGGCCUGUUUCUCCAACUCGUUCUAUUUGGACCUGAACGUGGAUGAGCGAAAAAUCUUAAGAACCAUCGACCUCAGGGAGCUCGAGGAGAAGGAGGGGCGAACACCUCCCAUACGCUUCGUCGAGCACAUGAUGGAAAGUAAUGAGCAGCUUUUUUUGGAACAAUUGCGGAGCUCCUUUGUGGAACUUGAUCCUACAGAUGGCCUUCAUGCCAGGUAUGGGGAGCCCAAGGAGCAAGAGAAGGUGGAGAGCGGCAUUUUGAGCCUCAUGGCGCUUGUCAGAAAUGACUACGAGGCCUUUACAGCACCGCAGAAGGGGCCCAACCGAUUAUCCACUACUCAGUGGCAACAACUGCAAGGAGUGCUGGAAUGGGCCGAACCUACGCCAGAGCUUCUUGGUGAUGCAUAUCUUGGGAAAGGCACUUUGAAAUUGAAGGCUUUGACCGUGACCAGAAAUGGGGCAGUGGCAUGCACAGCAUGA